UCGGGGUGUCACGUGUAUCUAAUUGCCCCUCACACGCCCCGCCUACAGAUAGGUCACAUGGUUUUGGCGUCACUGCUGUUCGCGUUUCCCCGCAAAGUGCCCACAGGGAUGUUCCCAGCCCUCCGGGUGUUCUAUACCGGCCUGGCAUUCAGAGUGUGGGGGUCGCCCCGCUACCCAGGAGCCCUUGCAGAACUACAGACAUGUGACGGACAGAAGAGGCUGAGCAGUUCAGGGGAGCGGGGGUGCAACGAGGAGGUGCAGAAAGCACAGAGAGCGGCUGCAGAGAGGAACGGGGGCUCCCCCAGUCCCCCCACCAUCUUCUCCCGCAUCAUCGACAGGACACUGCCCGCUGACAUCAUACAUGAGGAUGACAAGUGCGUGGCUUUCCGGGAUGUGAACCCCCAGGCGCCAGUUCAUUUCUUGGUUAUUCCUAAAACUCCCAUCGCCCGGCUGAGCCAGGUUAAUGCCAGCGACACAGAGCUCCUGGGGCACCUACUGGUCACUGCCAGCCGCUUGGCUCACAAGGAAGGACUGGCCGAUGGCUACAGACUGGUGAUUAAUGAUGGGAAACACGGGGCCCAGUCGGUGUAUCACUUGCACCUACACGUGAUCGGGGGGCGGCAGAUGGGGUGGCCUCCGGGAUAAUAAUGAGCUUCCAUUAUGGGCACCUCAGGGAUCCAACCACUUCUGCACACAUUUCCCAGCAUCCUCUGCCAGUGCAAGACAAGUGCAGACACCUGGGAGGCAGCUGUUGAACUGUAUCUCCCUGCGCUCCAGCACCUGUAUGUGCCUGCGGGUACCAUAAUAACCAGCUGCCUUGUGGGACUUCCCCGGGGCCAUUCAGUAGCACUUACCUGUGUGUGUCUGAGAUUAAACUACUGUGUCACUAC
Molecule: messenger RNA, 890 nt
Organism: Xenopus tropicalis (tropical clawed frog)
Lineage: Eukaryota; Metazoa; Chordata; Amphibia; Anura; Pipidae
Gene: hint2
Product: histidine triad nucleotide binding protein 2
Exons: 6
Coding region: 58-645 (195 amino acids)
Cellular component (GO): cytoplasm
Molecular function (GO): catalytic activity
Source: RefSeq, a predicted model, not a curated record